Molecule: messenger RNA, 3815 nt
Organism: Acaulospora colombiana
Lineage: Eukaryota; Fungi; Glomeromycota; Glomeromycetes; Diversisporales; Acaulosporaceae
Source: the annotation of a GenBank genome assembly
AUACUGGGCGCAUUGCCUCGAACUACUAUAUUAAACAUACAAGCAUCGAGACUUUCAACAAGCUGUUUAAAGAAAGGAUGACAGAAGCUGAUAUUUUCUCGAUGAUCAGCGAAAGUAGUGAGUUUGCAGACCUCAAAUCUAGGGAAGAGGAGAGUGAAGAACUAUCAGCUUUGAAAAAUAACUAUUGCGUAUGUAAAAUGAAGCAAACGAUAGAUACGGCACCGGGCAAAGUAAACAUCCUGCUACAAUCUUACCUUUCGAAGGCCAGGAUCGAGGAUUUCGCUUUAAUAUCGGAUUCAGCCUAUGUCGCACAGAAUGCUAGUCGAAUUGCUCGAGCUUUAUUCGAGAUUGCUCUUAAUCGUAACCGGAGUCACGUGACGCCAUUUUUGUUGAAUAUCUGUAAAUGCAUUGAUAAGCAAAUGUGGAUGUUUGAAACACCGUUGGCUCAAUUCGGUUUGCCUGCUGAUAUUAAGAUGAAAAUCGAGUCACUCUCGGACAGCAUAAAAAAAAUAGAAAGGAUGAGGGACAUGCGACCAACCGAACUAGGAAGGCUGGUCCAUAACAAUCAUUAUGGUCCACUCAUAUUUAAAAUCUUGAAACAAUUCCCGUCGCUCAAGUUGGACGCCCGUAUCCACCCAAUUACUCGAAAUAUUCUGCGUGUCUCACUUGACAUAACACCGGAAUUUGUUUGGAAUGAUCGUAUUCAUGGCACGGUGGAACCUUGGUGGAUAUUUGUUGAGGAUCUCGAAAGCGUGGAAUAUUACCACACCGAGUAUUUCCUAUUGAGCAAGAAUCGACAUGAUGAAACUCAAAAGCUUGGCUUCACCAUUGCUAUUCAAGAAUUGCCCUCGCAGAUUUUUAUCAGGGUCGUGUCUGAUAGAUGGAUCGGCGUCGAAGCCGUAUUCUCGGCAUCCCUGAGUGAUAUAGUCCUACCGGAAUAUCAUCAGAAGCACACGGAUUUGUUGAAUCUGCCACCCAUUCCUGUAACGGAGCUCAAAAACAAGGUUCUUGAAGAGAUAUGUGCCAAGCGGUUUUCUCAUUUUAAUCCAGUGCAGACGCAGGUCUUUGGUACUCUGUACAAUUCACCGGGUAAUGUUCUUGUUGGUGCACCUACAGGUUCGGGCAAGACCGUUAUCGCCGAACUUUCCAUGUGGUGGGCCUUUCGCGAAUAUCCCGAGUCCAAGGUUGUGUACAUAGCACCAUUAAAAGCGCUCGUAAAGGAACGUGUCGAUGACUGGAAUGCGAGAAUAACUGGACCCAUGCGAAGGCGACUUGUGGAGUUAACCGGAGAUGUGACUCCUGAUCUGAGAUCAAUCGAGAAUGCUGAUAUAAUCAUCACCACUCCCGAAAAAUGGGAUGGCAUUAGUCGUAGUUGGCAGCACAGACGCUAUGUUCAAGCCGUUUCCCUCGUAAUAAUAGACGAGAUUCAUUUGCUCGGCGGAGAUCGUGGUCCCACCUUGGAGGUCAUUGUUUCACGAAUGAACUAUAUCGGAUCACAGAACGACACGAAGAUUCGCAUCAUAGGACUAUCAACGGCCCUUGCAAAUGCGCAUGACUUGGCUGAUUGGUUGAACAUCGACAAAGACGGCCUUUUUAAUUUCAGCCAUUCUGUCCGUCCCGUUCCUCUUGAAAUUCAUUUCGAAGGGUUUUCCGGAAGACACUAUUGUCCUCGCAUGGCAACCAUGAAUAAGCCCAUUUUUGCAGCGAUUAUGAGGCAUUCACAUUCGAAACCUGUAAUUGUGUUCGUCUCUUCCCGUCGUCAGACACGUUUGACCGCACAAGAUUUGAUCACACUAUGUUGCAUGAAUGACAAUCCUUAUCAAUUCUUGAAGAUGCCUGAAGCGGAAUUGCAAAUGGUUCUCACCCAAAUAAAUGAUAACAACAUGAAGAUGUCACUUGCUUUUGGCAUCGGUUUGCAUCAUGCCGGACUGACCGAAGGUGAUAGAAAGAUCGUAGAAGAACUCUUUCUGCAUCAAAAGAUUCAAGUCCUCAUUGCGACCAGUACCUUGGCGUGGGGAAUCAAUUUGCCGGCUCACCUUGUCGUGAUCAAGGGCACCGAGUUUUACGAUGCAAAGUCCAGAGGAUAUGUCGACUUUCCUAUAACUGAUGUACUUCAAAUGAUGGGAAGAGCAGGCCGUCCUCAGUUUGACAACAGCGGUGUCGCGUGCAUUUUACUCCAAAAUUCGAAAAAGGACUUCUACAAGAAAUUCCUAUACGAGCCGUUCCCAGUGGAAUCCAGUUUACACAUGCAACUCGUGAAUCAUUUGAACGCUGAAAUUACUUCGGAAACUAUAAAGUCAAGACAAGAUGCAAUGAAAUAUCUCGGUUGCACAUACCUUUAUCGAAGAUUGCAGAAGAACCCAUUUUACUAUGAUUUAGAAGACAACUCAGAAAAGACCAUAGAAAAUUAUUUAUCCAAAUUGAUCGAAAAGUCUAUCGAAGAGCUUCGCAUGUCAGGGUGCAUUGACAUAGAUGAUGAUGGCAACCUGAAGUCAACCCCCCUUGGCAAGAUUGCGUCCUCCUAUUACCUUUCGCACAAAACCAUUCGACUCUUCCGCGACCGCAUGCAGGCCAAAGCAUCCAUCCGGGAUCUUUUGGGCAUGCUCUGCAAUUCUGAAGAAUACUCUGAAAUCCCCGUACGUCACAACGAAGAUUUACUGAAUCAAGACCUAGAGAAGGAUCUUCCCUGGGCUGUCCAAGGCGACCUUCCAUACGACAGUCCACAUGCCAAAACCUUUUUGUUACUUCAAGCCCAUGUCGCACGCGUCAAACUGCCCAUUGCCGAUUACGUGACCGAUACCUUUUCAGUGUUGGAUCAAGCGAUUCGUAUCUUGCAGGCCAUGAUUGAUGUCUCCCAUGAACGAAAAACUCUGACAAAUUGCCUGAGGAUAUUUUCUUUGCUUCAAUGUAUCAAACAAGCGCGGUGGCCCGACGAUUCAUCAUUAACGACUCUUCCUGGAAUCGAACGUUCCAUGAUCAACUCAUUAUUACUUAAAAAUGGUCUUGCGGUCACGUGUAUUGGUGAACUAUUAGACCUGCCUGAAGAAGAGCUUGUCAACAUCUUCAAGAAUGUUGUCGGUGGUCUCUCCGAGUCUGACAUUCGACAGGUCUGCAAAGUAGUCUUGAACAUUCCGUCGAUAGAUGUCACUUGCUCUAUCGACACAUCCGAUGAUCCAUUGAUUCCAAAAAAGGAAUACCCGGUUACAGUUUCUUUGAAUCGAAAAAAUCGGUCGUCGAAUCACGAUGGACGAAUUCAUGCGCCACGAUUCCCAAAGGUCCAGUUCGAGUCAUGGUGGAUUUUGAUGGGAGAAACCACCACCGACACGAUAAUUGACUUGAAAAGAAUUAACAUGCGCAAUGGGCCCUCGGGAGGAAUUGCCGAAAACAGUAAAAACAGGUUUAAAUUCGUUGCGCCGGAGAAGGAGGGCAAUUAUAAAUAUACAGUGUUCUUUGUUAGUGACGGAUAUCUGGGGAUUGAUCAACAGUAUGACAUAAACUUUACUGUGAGGCCGUUGUUACUCUGCUCACGUCCCGAACUGUUUACACAACAAAUUGUUCUAUCGAAUGGUGCCACAUACACAAUCCGUACGACCUCUCCAAAAUCAUUAAUCAAAUUAAUUAGAGACACUCGGAACCACCCGCUUUGGAAUCCCACUACAGCAGACGGUGCAUUGGAUGAUGAGAGCGGUCAGCUAUCUAAAUUUACGAAAAGAUUCGGAGAUGAGGUAUAUGACAUAGACUUUAUGUCGACCGAAGAAUCACCUGAAAUCACGAGCAAAGAGCUCGCCGCGAAAUCGAAACGAAAAAAGAAAUGA